Messenger RNA from Symbiodinium sp. CCMP2592, 9927 nucleotides. The record is from the annotation of a GenBank genome assembly. NCBI's taxonomy places the organism in Eukaryota, Dinophyceae, Suessiales, Symbiodiniaceae.
AUGGUAGCAGUGGCCCUCGGCCUUGAGAGCGGCUACUUCCAGGCCGGUGACGAGAGGCAGCUGAGCUUCUUUUACCGCUACGAUGUCCAUGCCCCGACAGUGCUGGUGCUACUUGUGGAGUCGUGGAACGGUACCAGCUGGACUUCAUUAUGGUCCGCAAAUGGAACAGACACCAACGAAUGGCAGCUGGCUGCUAUAGUGCUCCCAAGAGAAGCACAGGCCGUGCGCUUCUUAGGCUAUGGUGGGCUAGGAGGUGGUAACGUGGAUGUCGAUGCCAUUCGAGGCGGUCCUGCAGUCUGGGAUGCCGACCUGCUGUCUUGUGAUUUUGUUGACCACACCUGCGCCUGGAUGGCGGGUAGCUCUUGGCAGAGGAAUGCCACAGACGAAGGCUGGAAUCUGCAGGCCAUCAGCCCGUCAAACGGAGUUGCUAUGCUGCGAAGCUUCAAGUUCGUCGCCACUGCCGUCGAGACAAACCUGGUUCUUUCCUUCUGGAUCGGCGGGUCUGGUGCAAGGCUGGAGGUGCAGCACAAGACGGUGGCAUCCAACUGGACAAGCCUAGCCAUGCUAGUGGAGAGCUCGAGUCAGCUAUGGCGGCGAGUGGUGGUGGAGGUCCCACUGGGGACAGAAGCGCUACGUCUGUUGGCGGCUGUGCCCACACCACAGGAUCUCGUCCAAGUGGACUCCCUUGCCGUAUUUGCAGUCGCUGCCAGCCUGGAAAACGUGAGUUGCAGCUUCGAGACAGACUUUUGCUUGUGGUCCACCAAGAGCCCAUCCCUUUGGUCUCGGCACGAUGGGUCCACAUCUUCAGGCACUGGGCCGGACAACGCUUUCCGGGGAGACUGGUUUGCGCAGGUGGCAGAUGGCAACCAAUCAAACAAGGAUUUCCUCUUGACCAGCCCGUGGUUCGACGUGAGCUCGAGCCCCAGGCAGAUCCACUUCGCCUACCACAUUGAUGGUGACACUGGAUCCGAAGGCACUCUGUCUCUGCAGGCUUGGGAUCUGCAAGCUGGCUGGACGACUCUGUGGUCAGGGCUACCAGGCCUCAGCCUUAGCUGGCGGCAGGCGGCAGUUUCCUUGCCCCAGCAAGCGCAAGCCUUGCGCUUCCAUACAACUGGCCAAGCUGGUGCUGUGGCUGUGGAUGGAAUUGGGCAUGCCGCUGUCCAAAUCGAAGCACUCUCAUGCGAAUUCCAGCUUGAGACUUGCCUUUGGGCUAUCAAUGACUUCAGCUGGCAGUAUGGAAACAUCACAACUACCUCCGACAGCCACUUUCUCCAAGCAGUGGCUACAAGUGAUACUUCCAAUACCUCGAUUCUGGAGAGCUUCAAGUUCGUCGCCACUGCCGUCGAGACAAACCUGGUUCUUUCCUUCUGGAUCGGCGGGUCUGGUGCAAGGCUGGAGGUGCAGCACAAGACGGUGGCAUCCAACUGGACAAGCCUAGCCAUGCUAGUGGAGAGCUCGAGUCAGCUAUGGCGGCGAGUGGUGGUGGAGGUCCCACUGGGGACAGAAGCGCUACGUCUGUUGGCGGCUGUGCCCACACCACAGGAUCUCGUCCAAGUGGACUCCCUUGCCGUAUUUGCAGUCGCUGCCAGCCUGGAAAACGUGAGUUGCAGCUUCGAGACAGACUUUUGCUUGUGGUCCACCAAGAGCCCAUCCCUUUGGUCUCGGCACGAUGCGUCCACAUCUUCAGGCGCUGGGCCGGACAACGCUUUCCGGGGAGACUGGUUUGCGCAGGUGGCAGAUGGCAGCCAAUCAAACAAGGAUUUCCUCUUGACCAGCCCGUGGUUCGACGUGAGCUCGAGCCCCAGGCAGAUCCACUUCGCCUACCACAUUGAUGGUGACACUGGAUCCGAAGGCACUCUGUCUCUGCAGGCUUGGGAUCUGCAAGCUGGCUGGUUGCAGAUUUGGCAGCGAUCUGGUCAUGGGGCUUUGCAGUGGCGCUUUGGCAUGGCGAUUGUUCCCGAGAACGCAGCGGCCUUGCGCAUUGUCGCCUCGCCAGCUAGCUCUUCUGGGGGCAUAUCCCUGGAUGCCAUCUCGACAUCCGUCAUCUCCCCCUCCUACGACAUUCUGACCUGCAGCUUCGAGGCAGACACUUGCGGGUGGACUGCAUCUGAUGCCCAGGCUUGGAAGCUCAGAUCCGGCUUUGAACUCCUAAAUCAACAUUCUGGCCCUUCGGGCCCUUGGAAGGGCACUGGGUACAUGCUGUUUUCUUCGACCGAUGAGCAUCAGGGGGGGGAGUUCGCGCUGGAGAGUCCGUCCUUCAGCCUCGGAGAUGAAGAUGAGGUUCAAAUGAACUUUGCAUUCCACAUGUUUGGAUCUGACGUGGAGAGCCUCGAGCUGCAGUAUGCGGACAACACAAGUUGGAAGGCUCUCUGGCAUAGAUCUGGCAAUCAGGGACAGGACUGGCGCCGUGCUUCGGUCCGUUUGCCGCAACACGCAGAGGCAGUGCGCUUCGUCGGCACGAUGGGUGCUCACGAUUUUGCGGGGGACAUGGCGCUUGACGAAUUUAGCGUGGGUCCCGCGGAGUCUGAAGCAUUAUCGUGUGACUUUGAGCUGGAUGCGUGCAGUUGGGAGAUCGGCAGCUGGCAGAGAGUUUCUGGAAGAGAUGCCGCCGGCCAGUCUCUGGCCAAUGAUGGAGAUUGGCAUCUGGAAGCAGGCGGCACAUCCCAACCUGGCAUAUUCGUUCUCGAGAGCCCGGUAAUUCUGACCUCCAAUAAUACAGUUGCCUUCACCCUGGCAUACCGAAUCAUUGGAUCGGAGGGCGCAAAGCUGGAACUGCAGCACAAGCUUGAAAACAGCACAUGGACCAGGUUGUUUGUACAGGCGGGCCACCAAGGGCAUAGAUGGCAGCAUGCGGCUAUCGACAUCCCACAAGGGUCGACUGCCCUGCGAAUCACGGCUACAACCGCCAUGGCUGAGGAUAGUGUCUUCGUAGACUCAUUGUAUGCCCUAGACAUGGUUCCUGAGAUGGAGAACAUCAGCUGCAGAUUUACCGGUGCCGAUUUGUGUGGGUGGACAACAGGCACGUGGCGCCGGGACAGCAACGACUAUGUGUUCUACCUUCACCAUGAAGAUGUUGGGCAGGCCAAGCUGACAAGCCGGCCCUUCCUUGUGCAGGGGCCAAGUUAUGUAGAGUUCUGGUAUGGCACGAGUGGGCAUCCGGGAACUUUGACCUUGGAGUUCUUGAUGCGUGGCCGCUGGUGGAGGCUGUGGUCACGGACCGGCCCACAGGGCGACCAGUGGAACGAAGCGAAGCUGUCCAUUCCGGAGCAAGCGCGGCAAUUUCGUUUCCGAACUUCUGAGUGGCCUACAAGCACAGCUUCUGCUAGCGCAUUUUAUCUUGCGAGUAUCAUGCUCAGCAAAGCCCCUGCAAGUAGAAGCUACCUCACCCUGGCAGUUGGAGGAAACCACAACUGCGCGGUGCUGUCCUCCACAGGCCAGCUCAAAUGUUGGGGCCUAUCUUCGUACUUGGGCCUUGGUCUUUCAACAUCUGACGGGGUGGGGGACGAUCCAGAUGAAAUGGGAGUGAACCUGCCGAUCGUGGACCUAGGCCAGAGAGUUGAGCAGGUGACUUGUGACAACUUUGAUUGUUGCGCGGUCCUUGCUGAUGGAGCUUUGAAAUGCUGGGGAUCUCAGAGCGCCUGGCCUUCUCUUGUGGAUUUGGGCACCGGGGUGAAAGUGUCGCAGGUGUCCAACGGCUACCAGCACAAGUGUGCUCUACUGCAGAACGGAGAUGUGAAGUGCUGGGGAUGGAAUGACAACGGCCAAUUAGGCCUGGGUGAUUCGCAGACUCGAGGCCGGGGCGGAGAUUCCGACAUGGGAGACAACCUCCCGGCGAUCGACUUAGGUGCAAACUUUACUGUCAUCCAGCUUACCGGUGGGAUAUUUCACACGUGCGCUCUGUCUAGUGAUGGUGAAGUCAAGUGCUGGGGUGGCAAUGAGUACGGCCAGCUGGGAGGAAGUGCAGGCAACAUUGGGGACCAGCCUGGAACUAUGGGCACCUCCCUUGCACCAGUGGAACUAGGAAGCAAAGCUACAUACAUAGCAGCUGCAGGAGGACACACCUGCGCAGUUCUAGAGGGCGGCGCCGCAGUGUGUUGGGGUGCCAACUGGAAUGGGCAGCUUGGUCUUGGCAGCACUCAGGCCUUCGGUCAGAACAGCAGCGAGAUGGGGGCUAACAUGCCGCACGUUCCACUUGGCACCGGCAUGUUUGCUGAACGUGUAAGUGUGAGCUUUGACCACUCCUGUGCCAUUCUGCAAGAUGCCUCGCUCAAAUGCUGGGGGAGCGGCGCAUAUGGAACUCUGGGUCAAGGUUCCACAGAUUCUGUGGGAGACGAACCAAACGAGAUGGGCGACAAUUUGCGUCCCAUCAACAUCGGCAGUCUUAGAGUGUUGCAGGUAGGUGCUGGUGCCUGGCACACAUGUGCUCUAUUCGACGAUGAUAGCACUAGGUGCUGGGGACGAUCUGCGCCGCGUGGCGCACUUGGCACCGGUAGCGGCGACAAUGUUGGUGAUGGUGCGAAUGAAAUGGGCAGCAAUCUGGUGGCUGCAGAUUUGUUCAGGCCGACCCUUCGAGAACAGGUGGAUGCUUUUCGUCUCAUGGGAGGGGAUGAGCGCCAGGGUUGGUUGGAGCUGUCGCAGAAUGGGACAUGGGGCCUAAUUUGUGAUGAUGCCUGGCUCCAGAGCAAAGCAGCUGCUGAAGCGGCCUGCAGGGACUUAGGCAUGGCAGGGGGGACGCCCCUUGCGUUUGAUGCUGGAAGUGCACCCAUCCUUGCCGAUGGAAUGAAGUGCAGUGACGGCGAGGUGACUCUGCGCGACUGCACAUUCAGAGGCUGGAGCAUCCACGACUGCACUUCAAGAGAAGCAGCAGGUGUUCGGUGCGAGCUGGAUGCAUGGAGCAGCUUCACUGCCCCAGGUCCUUCAGGUCGCCAGGAUCAUACAACGGCAUGGGACUCCGAGUCUCAGUCGGCUUUGCUGCUUGGGGGGCAUGCAAGCAGCCAGUUCUUGCACUUCAGUGACUUGUGGGAAUACCGCUGGCCGCUCCGUCGCUGGACUCAGUUGCACCCGCAGGGCCCAGUACCAAGCACCCGGUCUGGCCAUUCAGCCGUGUUCGAUGCACACUCCAAAUCUAUGCUGAUGUUUGCCGGGGGCCACUUGGGAAACUUCUACAACGAGCUGUGGCAGUUCUUGAUCAGUUCGACUUCCUGGCGGCAGCUCUCAUCCGUGCUGCUGCCAGCACCGCGGGCCAAGCAUUCAGCAGUUUGGGAUGCGAAGCGCCAGGGCAUGGUGGUUUUUGGGGGCCACAAUUCCCUGCCUUUGGGCGACCUUAGCCAUUAUGACAUGCGUCGCAACACAUGGUCCUCAUUGGCCGCAGGUCCUCUGGCACGUAGUGGCCAUGCUGCUGUCUGGGAGCCAGUCACAGCAUCCUUGCUGGUCUGUGGUGGAUGGACCGGUACGGAGUACCUCCAAGAUCUCCAGCUUUACAACUGGUGGUCCAACACCUGGAAGGAGCUUGAACCCGUGAGAAGUCCUUGGCCCAGGGCCGGGCAUGCUGCCGUUUGGGAUGAGGCCUCCAUGUCAAUGCUCGUCUUUGGUGGGGUGGAAGAUUCGAACGGUACAUUGAGCUAUGACCCCGUGCUUCAUUUCUACAACUUCCUGGCGAACACUUGGACCGAGGCGAACAGAUCUGGUCCCUCUGGCCGUAGGGAUCCGAGCGUUGUCUGGGACAGCAGCACCCACGCUCUUCUGGCUUUUGGCGGCUUCAACAGCUCCUAUUUGGAUGACCUCUGGCGAUAUGUCACGUCACCUGUUGAGCUGCCACUGCUUCUUGUUAACUGUCGCAUCGGGGAAGCUUGCCAAACAAACGCAAGUUCAGGCUCAGGCAUGGAAACAGCCACUUUGACCAUUCGGAGCUCAUGCUCGGUGCCGGGUUCAGCGCUGGCCUCAUUUCGUGAAACUUCGGAUGGGCAGGUUUUCAUUCAACAGGACAACCAAUCGAGCAUGUGGCUAGAAGCUGGAAGCUAUCAGAUAUGCCUUUGCAGGCUGGACCAGUCGCAGUCGGGUGGGGCAUGCAGUACCUCUUCUGACUUUGACUUUGCCGUUGGUUCGCUCAUCGUAGAAGGGCCUUAUCCGGACCAGCAUGCAGAAUGCCCUCUUGGAGGCAGAUGCCAAAUACCUUCUUGGAGAGGUGUCGGGCUGUCCGCCAAUGAUUCUCUACACCCGCUGCGCCGCUGCGGCUCGACGGACCUGACAAGCCUUGGGGAGCGGUCCAUUGCUUUGUUGCCAGAGGGCUCCGGUUUCACAGUGGAUGUCGGAGACGUGGAGAUGACGGGCUUGCCCGAACUGGUUCUUUUGUGUUGGUGCCCAUCAGAUUGCAGAGAGGCCAGGGACUUCCGGGUCCCAGCCUUACAGCUGCACUUGGUAUGCCCACAAGGCUUCCAUAAAUCAGAGGAUGUUUGCAUGCAAUGCCCGCAAGAUCACUUCUGCCCCGGAGACCAGCAGAGCUACCGAUGCCCAUUUGCCAGCACCGCAGCGCCCGGCUCCAGUGACAUCUUACAGUGCGAAUGUGUUCGUGGCUAUUAUCGCAAUUCUGAUUCAUGUCUCGCAUGCCCCUAUGGAUCAACAUCGCAGGCAGGGGCCACCUCAUUGGCUUCAUGUACAUGCCUGCCGAACUUUGUGAACACACAGCCUGACAAUCCUGCUAUCUGCCAGUGCGGUCCGGGAUUCGGCUUCAAUGGAGACCUUGCGGUGUGUGAACCCUGCCCUAAAGGGUCCUACAAGGCUGUGGCGGGUGAUACCUUGUGUUCCAGCUGUUCAGCAGACAAGACCACCUUGACUGAAGCUUCCAUAUCAGCCUUAGAUUGCUUGUGCCGCUCGGGGCUGGCCGCCAACGGCACUGGCUGCACCGAAUGUCCUCCGGGCUUCUUCUGCGAUGCCGGAGAGGUUACUGCAUGCCAAUCAGGCUCUAACUCGACGCCUGGGACGAGGUCACCCGAUGGCUGCAUCUGUAAAGAGGGCUAUUACCGGAAGGAUUUUGCUUGUGAGCUGUGCCAACCGGGCCGAUACAAACCCACCGAGGGCAACCAAGCACUUUGCCCCGGCCAGUGCCCCACAAGUGGCGAGAGUGCGAGAGGCUCCAGGAGCCUGUCCGAUUGCUCCUGCCUUUCGGGCUUCUAUGCCGAGCUUGAUUCUGCUGGGUUUCUUGCACGGUGCGCCAGCUGCGCCGCGUUCACCGCCUUGCAAUGUCCUGGCGGGUUUAGAGACCAGACCAGCUCACACCAAUUGCCCGUUGCGAUCCCGGGCUACUUCCAGACGAGCAGAACCUCCGUGGUCAAAUGUACUGUCGUUUUGGACGGCGGCAUCAGCGUAUGUCUGGGCAGCGACCGCUGUCAGCAAAGUGGCGAAGAUGGAAACUGCAUAGGGAAGUACGGCAAUGCUUGUGCGGAAGGCUCUACCGGUAAUCUUUGCGGUGAAUGUCCGACAGGAUGGUCUAGGCCAAGCUUCCGUGCUCCAUGCCGGCUAUGCAAGGAGGCCGUCUUGCAGCUGGUGGCUUCCAUCCUGGCAGAUGUCGGAAGCAAGAUCAUAAUCAAUUUCGUUGUCGCAUCAAUGGCAGCCACCGCUGCUGCCCGAGCCAGCAGCAAACUGCACACGAUCAUGAUCCGCAUUGUGGUCCAGUUUGUAUCUGCCUGUUCAGUCAUUGCUACCUUUGAGCUGGACCAGAUCCAGGUGAUGUUCCCUUGGCAGCAGGGAACCGACAGUCAGGCCAUGGAAGAGCCUGCAAGAUUCGGAUGGCCACCCGAGGUGACAGCGGCAAUGCGGGAUCUGUUUGCCCUGUCGACUCUGACUCCUGCGGUGGUGUCCGUCGACCUCGCCGCGCAAUGCAUAGCGCAGGAUCUGUCCGACCAUCCGGCGGCUCCUCGUAUAGCGCUGGGCUUGUACAACAUGUGCCUUCCUCUCCUGGUGAUGGUCGCUGGCCUGGGAACCUGUUCACUCGCAGUAUACGUUCUUGUGCCUGUGGCGGCCCGCUGGGGGCUUUCCUUCAAUGAGGCCGGGAGACGGCGCCGCAAGCGCGCCAAGCUGCUGCAGACUCUUCGCGAGGCGGUAGAGGUGGCCUUGCACAAGAACGGCCUGUCGCUGUCUUGGGCAGACCUUGAGCAGUGUGGCACUUUGGACGUCCGGCUGGCAGUGCUGCAGCGUGCUGUCGAGGAGCCUGAUGCCUUCCUCCGGAAGGCCGUUGUGCGUUCACGGGAUCUGCUGAUCCGGGCCUGCGCGGAGAGGGCUCAGGUCGUGAAUCGCUGCGCGACGGACGAGGUUGCCUUCUCUCAGGUGGACCUCAGCCAUUACAUGCGCGAAGACUUUGCCUACGAAGCCACUGACCUUAGCGACAUGCUGGACCAGAUCCUGGCCGCCCUUGAACAGCAGGAGAUGGAUUCCAGCAGCCAGCCUGGCUUAGCGCGAGAUGACCUCUCAGCAGAAGCGCGCGUUCACGUGCAGCCGAAGCCAGGCAGCUUACAGCUCCAACCCCCGUCUUCAGAGUUCGAUGAAGACCCGGAGGUGGAUGAGGCCAUGGACUCUUUGGACUUUGGUCUCUUCACUCAACGCCCGAGCUUCCCGCAGUUGGUCUAUCAGAGUGUACCUGUCUUUUGGAUCGCGCUGGUUUCCUUAUGGCCCGGGCUCCUUUCCAACUUUCUGGCCAUGCUGUGGUGCGUGCCCAUCGUGGAGGAUGAGAGGGUGGUGAGCCGGCUACUCCCGAACCCAGACGUGGAGUGCUGGACCGAUGCCCACUUUCCUUCGGCAGCCCUUGCAGUUGCUGGCCUUGUGCUUUGGUGUGUUGGAAUCCCAUUGGUCCUGGCCGCCGUGCUCUUUCGUAUGAAGGACCGGCAGGCGGCUGACAACUGCAGACGCUUCGGCUACUUCAUCCAGGGCUUGGAGCCACAGUACUGGUGGUGGGACAUUCUUGUCAAGAGGAUUGAUGUGGGACUGAUGAUGCUCGUUACCUACACGUCAGCGGUGCAGGAUCCGGCAACAAAGCUGCUGCUCUUUCCUGUUCUCUCCGGUUUUCAGGCUGUCGUGGCUGCCUGGGUGAAACCCUAUAGCAACGACCAGGCAGAGGUACUCGACUUCGUCGAGGUGACUUUGGCAUUCAUCCGAUUCCUCCUGUUCAGUUCAGUUGCUGCCUUGAUGCUUCUGAACCCUACGAACGAGAUCACUACAAGGUGUGCAUAUCUGAUGCUCUUUACCCUGAUCCUGACUUGGGCGUUUUUCUGCGCCCACGUGCUUUCCCAGCUGCUGCGUAGCGUGUCGGUCCAGAGCACGGACGACAACAAAAUGGGGCCAAUGAAGCUUGUAGGUGACGUCAAGAACGCGACGCUGCGAGUGCUUCUGCCUCUGUUCCAGGAAGAGGAGACUGAGAAGCUUCGCCUCACUUGGUCUUUCACGGAACAGGAGAUCACAGUUGCAGCUCCACGACUCAACAGGGCCUCCUUUGCAGUGGCCACGCGGAAGCUGAGUUCGAAAGUGCGGGUUGCACUGCAGCGGGCGCGCGGGAAAGUGCUGCGCAUGGGUCCUUCCUUCCAGCAUGCCGUGCUCGUCAAGGCCAAUGAAGAGUUCAUGACUUUUUGGCUGCAGCAACUGGGGCGAAGUGACUUUCCCAGAGAAGGUGGAGUUCUGAUGUGCAUCCUGGCCACGGCCCACAAAGCACUUCCUGGACUCCUUGCCAGAAGCCGAAUUGGCCCAUUGUGGACGGCGCAGGUCGAUCUAUUGACCGCGAGCACAGGGCCUUUCACUUGCGGCCCCGAGGAUUUGUCGCGGUCUGUGUGGCGACUGGGCCAAAUGCCCGCUGAUGAUGCGGCGGAGCUGGUCCAGCACGUUGUGAGCCUGUGCUCGCAUGAUCGCCGGCCGGAGUCGGAGUCGGAAUACCUGGAGAUGUAG